AUGGGAGAUCAUCGUAGGUCACAAUCAUCAAAUUUUUACGGCAUUCUCGGGAUUCAAAAAUCCGCUUCCCUUUCUGAUAUUUGUAGAGCCUACAAAUCUCUGGUCAUGAAAUGGCAUCCUGACCGAAACCCCUCCAACAAGGACGAAGCGGAAGCCAAGUUCAACUCCAUCAAUGAAGCUUAUAGGGCCCUCAGCAUCAAGAAAAGAGAAGAAGACAUGGCAUGCAACGACAAACACGAACCAAAGACGCAAAAAAAGAAGAAAUCAUUCAAUCAAGAAAAAAAUGAUGAUGAUGAUGGUGAUGACAAUGGCAAGGCCAAAAAGGAGCUCCAAAUUUCAAGCCCAACCUUACUAUCGCGCACCACAAGUCGGAUCAGUCCACUCACGAGCCCGACUUUUUCUAGCAGCUCAAGCCAGAGGAACACAACUCCACCGCCUAUGGAUUUUUACUCAAAAAUCUCAUCAGGAGGAAACACGCCGACCACCCCUAGCACGCCUAGAGAGCCUGCAACCUUAUCUAAAGUGGGAAGUCGAACGAGCACAACUCCCAUAUUUUUCUCACACUCGGUGGUAAGGAGAAAACCUCCACCAAUAGAGAAAAAAUUGCAAUGCUCGCUCGAGGAGUUGUGCCACGGGUGUGUCAAGAAGAUCAAAAUCACAAGGGAUACUAUCUCAGGCUCCGGGUUGAUUAUUAAAGAAGAAGAGAUACUAAUGAUGAAAGUUAAAGCUGGAUGGAAAAAGGGCACAAAGAUCACGUUUGAAGGCAAAGGAGAUGAAAGACCGGGUACACUCCCUGCUGAUAUAAUCUUUUGCAUUGACGAGAAAAGGCAUCCAUUGUUCAAACGGGAAGGAGACAACUUGGAGCUUGGAGUUGAAAUUCCACUUGUUCAGGCUCUCACGGGGUGCACUGUCCCCGUCCCUCUAUUAGGAGGUGGCCAAAUAAACUUAUCGAUAGAUGAAGUAAUCUAUCCUGGAUAUGAGAAAACUAUACCGGGACAAGGCAUGACAAUUUCUAAACAAGGAAAGAGGGGGGAUCUUAGGCUCAAGUUCCUGGUCGAGUUUCCGACUGUGUUGAGCGAUGAUCAGCGCUCGAAAGUAGUUAGUAUCUUAGAGGAAUGUUCUUGA
Molecule: messenger RNA, 1125 nt
Organism: Striga asiatica
Lineage: Eukaryota; Viridiplantae; Streptophyta; Magnoliopsida; Lamiales; Orobanchaceae
Source: the annotation of a GenBank genome assembly